GUGCAUUUCCCCAAGAAUCAUUGUCUCCCCCACAUGGAACAGUGUAUUACCCUUAUGUGACUGAUCCAUACAGCCAGCCACCAUUAACUGGUUUUGACUCCUGUGUACCUGUUGUGCCUACGUAUCACUAUUUAGGAUCUUGGCAACCUAUGAGCCAGCCCUACAACAGUUCCCCACGGAUUCACAAUGCAGUCAAUGCUGGCCACCUACACCAAGUGAGCUACAUCGCAGCACCCACUCCUCCAACCCACUUUGUGCCCCAGGCUAUUUGA
Molecule: messenger RNA, 272 nt
Organism: Pelobates cultripes (western spadefoot toad)
Lineage: Eukaryota; Metazoa; Chordata; Amphibia; Anura; Pelobatidae
Source: the annotation of a GenBank genome assembly